AUGAAUAAGCACAACUCACAGCAAGCUUUGACACCAACCUCAAACAGAUUAUUUGGAAAUAUUGUUGGUGGGUCAUAGCUGAAUCUUAAUAAAAAUGCACAACCAAAUAAGCGCCUCAAGUAAUCUGGAGAUAACGAAUUCUAGCAGGAGACUGAAGAGUUUAUGAUAGAUGAAGAUGAAGUGAAGGCUGCGCUGCAGCAAAAUCAUACUGAAAAUAUGUCAUAAGGAUCAUUAAUAGAGGAGGAAACGUCCAAGCAAAUUAGCAGUGGAUCAAUAAAAACACUUUCAUCUUAGACAGAUGUAGGUAAAGGGUAACCACUAGGCUUCAUUAAUAUUAAAUCUAACUCAGAUAACUCUAAUAGGAAUAUUGAGAAUGAAUCAUAGCUCUGCAUAAAUCUAGAGUAUGAUAGUAUCCAUGAAUCUAAUUUGCCUGGAAAGAACUAGUUAUCUUAGUAAAAUAAGACAUCUGCUAAUACAAAGACUUGCUCUUAGGGCUAUAACUAAAACUCAAACUUAAGUGCUGCAAGUAAUACAUUAAAAAAUACGAAUAACAAAAACUCAAAUAUGGCUACUAAUUCAUAAUCAGAAAAAUUACAGGUAAAAAAGCUAUAUCUUGCAGGAAGCAAGGAUAGGACAUAGAAUUAGUCUUAAAAUAGUCAAAGUAAAUAAAGGAGAUUAUCUAAAUCUCAAUAAUAAUCAUAAAAAUCAGUAAAAUCUAAUAGAGAUGAUGGAAUAGUUUAAGAUAAAAUUAUCUUAAAUCCAAGUAAUCAAGAGAUAUUCAAAAAAUAAAUAGCUGAGCUUAGAUAGAAGUAUGAAAAUAUAAUAAUGAAUGAGUUUUCAGAUGAAGAUCUUUGGAAAUGUGAUGUGUGUCUAGGAAAAGAAAGCGAGGAUGAUGAUCCAUUGUACUAAUGCGAUCUAUGUAUGGUUGUUGUUCAUCCGACCUGCUACAGAAGAGACCUGUAUGAAGAAGUCUACGAUAAUUCUGACUAAGAAGAUCAACCUUGGUUUUGUGCAAGAUGCAAGUAUAUACUCAAAGAGAGUCCUCCUGGGAAUGAUCUAUCUAAACUUCCAAAUUGCUUUCUUUGCCCAGACUAAUAAGGGUCAUUGAUUGAUCUAGACACAAAAGAAUGGGUUCAUCAUAAUUGUGUAAAUUGGCAUCACGAAAUCUGGUUUGGUGAAAAAGAUCCAAAAUUGAGAAAAUACGGAGGAGAGUUAAACUUUGAAAGGUUUGAGUUGAAUUGCUAUAUUUGUAGAAUUAAAUAAGGAUCCUGUAUAUAAUGUGAUUUGAGUACUUGUAACAAAUCUUUCCAUGUUAGAUGUGCCAUCAAAGAAAGUUUGAUUGUUUCAGAGAAAGAAAUGGAGGAUUUAAGACUAGGCAAUUGGGAUGUAAAAAUAUUUUGCUCUAAACAUACGAAUGUUGGCAAAAAGAAAGUUCAGAGAAUUCAACUACAAAAGUUCCUAACAACAAAUGGAAACUAAGAGGCUGCUAGAUCAAUAAUAAUUGAUGACUAAGAUGAGGAAAAUGAAAGGAUGACCAGACGAUAAGCUAUUAUAUAGUAACAACAAUAAGCUCUUCCAUCUAGAAAAAGACUCUCUGUGAUAAAUGAAAUAGACAUUGACAGGGUGAUGAAAGGUGACUUUGAAAAUUCUGCAAAUUCUAAUACUCUCAACUUUGAUAAGCCAAAGACUAAUGUUAUCAAUAAUUAGCCAAUAUAAUAAUUCCCUCGAGCUAACCAAAUUAAUUCUAAUUCAGGUUUAUUGGGUAUAACUUGUGAUUUCGAUGAUAAAAGUAUUCCAACAAAAGCUAAGAAGAGUAAAAGUAGAUUUAUACCAGAUUUCUCUAAAUGUGAUAUAAUAAAGCCAUUAGGGGCAGAAUAGAUUCCCAAAAGUAAUGAUAAUGAGCAUCCAAAGAUACCUGGACUACCUAAGCCACUAAUUCCGCCAUAAAAUAGAGUUAGUGAUUCUAUUCUUAGCAGAAGCUCGUUCUAAUCUAUAAACUCUGAUUUGGGUAAAUCAACCAAUAGAGGAUUAUCUACAGGAUUCAUUAAGCAAAGAAAUUCAGUUGAGCCAUCUCAAUGCUUACAAGCUAUUUUAGGAGCUGACCCUAGAUUUACUUCAUCAAGCAAUAACUAGAGUGAUCAUAUAUCUUCAAGAACAACAGCGACAUCUUAAUUUAGGAAUAAUCAACUAUAGCAAUCUAUUACAAUUGAGUCCAUCAACACAGAGAAUCCUCAUAAGUUUAAGAUACCUAAGAAACUAUAAGACAUACUAAAACUUCCUGAUAAAAAGGUAACUUAUAGAGAAUUGACUUUAGGUCUGUUCAAAUUUCAUAAGCAGGUUGGCAAUUUCUACGACAAAUAAACAUAAACUUUCGAUCUGGCCAGAUAUCAAGCAUUUAGAUAGUUCUGGCCUAAUCACUAGAGAAUAGGCUGUGAAAAUAUCAAGUAGUUCUUAAUAUCAACUAUGAAUUGA
Messenger RNA from Stylonychia lemnae, 2472 nucleotides. The record is from the annotation of a GenBank genome assembly. NCBI's taxonomy places the organism in Eukaryota, Ciliophora, Spirotrichea, Sporadotrichida, Oxytrichidae.